AUGUUGGUCACAGUGGCACUAUUGAAGGAUAACAUCACUCUGCCAGAGGAUAUUCUCCAAAUUGCUAACAAUAGUAAAAGGCUGAAAUGCCUGAUUAAAGCGUAUUUUGAGGAAUUGGAGGAGGACUCCCAUUUGUACUGCGCUACUGUUUUCGACACAAUUCUGUGCUGGCCACGCACUAAACGCGGCACUUGGGCCACUCUUCCGUGUCUGAAAGAGUUAGGGGGCAUACGCUACGACACGAGACAGAAUGCCACCCGCUAUUGUCAGCUCAACGGAGAAUGGGAUAAUUACACGAAUUACAAUCAAUGCCAUCAUGUGGCCGUUGAGGAUGAGUUUGAGUUGAGCGUAGAACUUCCAACGAUUAUCUACUAUGUGGGCUACACAAUAAGUCUGAUCUCCCUGCUCCUAGCCGUGCUCAUUUUCGUUCAUUUUAGGGAUCUCCGGUGUCUUCGGAAUACCAUUCAUGCCAAUCUUUUUACGUCCUACAUAAUGAGUGCUCUUCUCUGGAUGCUAACACUGUCGCUUCAAAUCUCUUCACCUCAACAAGGAUUAACUGAAUGUAUUUUUCUUGUCACGAUCUUUCACUACUUCAGCCUCACGAAUUUCUUCUGGAUGCUGGUUGAAGGUUUCUACCUGUAUGUGCUGGUGAUUGAGUCCUUCUCGAGGGACAGGCUCAAAUUCAAUGCUUACGCUGCGAUCGGUUGGGGAGCCCCUGCUAUUUUCGUGAUGACAUGGGCAGCGGCCAAAGGGAUUGCCAGUAACUCCCAUUCCCUUCAAGUAGCCCCCAACAAUAAACUCGAGAUCGAGUGCACAUGGAUGAGGGAGUCCAAAAUCGACUACAUCUUCCAGGUGCCAGCGUGCAUGGUCCUAGUAAUCAAUUCCAUUUUCCUAUCGAGAAUUAUGUGGGUGCUGAUAACGAAACUCCGUUCAGCGACAACGGUGGAGACUAGACAGUACCGUAAGGCUUCCAAGGCUCUUCUGGUGUUGACUCCUUUGUUAGGCAUCACGUACUUGGUGGUCCUGGCAGGUCCCAAUGAUGAUGGGAUUGCUGGAUAUUUGUUUGCCAUCGUGAGAGCCCUUCUGCUGAGCACCCAGGGUCUCUCGGUCUCCCUCUGGUACUGCUUCCUCAACUUCGAAGUUCGCCUGGCGCUGAGGAAUCGCUUUGCACGCUGGAAGGACCAGCGCAAUAUUCAGCGCAGCCAGAGUCAUCGGCAGAGUCUUCGGUAUGUCUGACAAGGAGCCACUGAGAACGUUCUCCUGUUAUCUUCUUCGACAUUUUAUCCAACUUAAAAGACAUUAAAAGAAUAUUAUAAAUAAAUGAAAA
Molecule: messenger RNA, 1327 nt
Organism: Phlebotomus papatasi
Lineage: Eukaryota; Metazoa; Arthropoda; Insecta; Diptera; Psychodidae
Product: diuretic hormone receptor-like
Exons: 8
Coding region: 1-1236 (411 amino acids)
Biological process (GO): cell surface receptor signaling pathway; adenylate cyclase-modulating G protein-coupled receptor signaling pathway
Cellular component (GO): plasma membrane
Molecular function (GO): diuretic hormone receptor activity; peptide hormone binding; G protein-coupled peptide receptor activity
Source: RefSeq, a predicted model, not a curated record